Molecule: messenger RNA, 1908 nt
Organism: Ceratotherium simum simum (southern white rhinoceros)
Lineage: Eukaryota; Metazoa; Chordata; Mammalia; Perissodactyla; Rhinocerotidae
Gene: GAL3ST4
Product: galactose-3-O-sulfotransferase 4
Biological process (GO): glycolipid biosynthetic process
Cellular component (GO): membrane
Molecular function (GO): galactosylceramide sulfotransferase activity
Source: RefSeq, a predicted model, not a curated record
GGCGGGACAAAGGGAGGGAGAGGGGAGGAGCCUGGGCGCUGAGAAAGUUUAUGGGGAAAGUUGAGCAGAGCGAGGCGCUGGGCGGUGGCUGGGGAGGGCGAGAGGGCCAGACCCGAUUUCCUUGCGGCUCCUCAGGUGGCCUGACGCUGACAGAGGCAAAAAACUGCUAACUCAGGGGGCAGACUCAACCAGGGCUGUGAGCAGUCCUGGGGAAUGACCCCCCGAUCUCGAACCGGCGCCUUCCGUGGCUGCACGGCUGUCUCAAGCUGUCUCUGCCUCUGUGCCUGGCCUUUGCCCUGUCCCUCUCUAGUGUUACCCUUCCCUGUGCCACAUGGGCCCUCUGUCUUCUACCAGGACCAUGCGCCUCUGGGGGCCUUGGAGCCUGGGGGUGGCUCUGGGAGUCUUCAUGACCAUCGGAUUUGCCCUCCAACUCUGGGGGGGCCCCUUCCAGAGGAGGCUACCUGGGCUGCAGCUCCGACAGCCCUGGGCCCCAUCUCCGGGACCAGCUGUUCCAUCCUGCCCACCUCGGCAGCGACUUGUUUUCCUGAAGACGCAUAAAUCCGGGAGCAGCUCUGUGCUGAGCCUGCUUCAUCGCUACGGGGACCGACACGGGCUGCGCUUCGCCCUCCCCGCCCGCUACCAGUUCGGCUACCCAAGGCUUUUCCAGGCCUCUCGGGUCAAAGGCUACCGCCCUCAGGGUGGAGGCACCCAGCCCCCCUUCCACAUCCUCUGUCAUCACAUGAGGUUCAACCUGAAAGAGGUACUUCAGGUCAUGCCUUCUGACAGCUUCUUCUUUUCCAUUGUCCGAGACCCAGCAGCUCUGGCCCGUUCUGCCUUCUCCUACUAUAAAUCCACCUCAUCGGCCUUCCGCAAAGCACCGUCCUUGGCUGCCUUCCUGGCCAAUCCUCGAGCCUUCUACCGGCCUGGGGCUCGUGGGGACCACUAUGCACGCAACUUGCUAUGGUUUGACUUUGGCCUCCCCUUUCCCCCAGAGAUGAGAACCAAGAGAGGGAAUCCUCAACCCCUCAGGGACCCCAACCUCCCACAGCUCCGCGUCUUGCCUUCUGGCGCUGACCCUCGAGCCCACACCCAGGAUCCCAAUGCUCUCUUCCGUCCUGCUCCCACUAUUGCUGACAGCCAGAUGUCCAGCCCUGCCUCUUUAGAUUUGGAGUCCUCGUCCUUCAUCCAGUGGAAUCUGGCCUGGCUGGACUCAGUCUUUGACUUGGUCUUGGUAGCCGAGUACUUUGAUGAGUCAUUGGUUCUGCUGGCAGACGCCCUGUGCUGGGGUUUGGAUGAUGUGGUGGGCUUCAUGCACAAUGCCCAGGCUGGAGGUAAGCUGGGUGGAAGCACUGUCGGCAAUGGUGGAUUGACUGCUGAGGACAGGCAGCUGACCGCUCGGGCUCGAGCCUGGAACAACCUGGACUGGGCUCUCUAUGUUCACUUCAACCACAGUCUGUGGGCACGGAUAAAGCAAUACGGCCAGAACCGGCUGCAGAGUGCUGUGGCGGAGCUGCGAGCUCGCCGAGAGGCCCUGGCUAAACAUUGUCUGGUGGGGGGUGAGGCUUUAGACCCCAAAUACAUCACUGACCGUCGGUUCCGCCCUUUCCAGUUUGGGUCAGGUAAGGUUCUGGGCUAUGUACUUCGGAGUGGACUGAGCCUCCAAGACCAGGUGGAGUGUGAGCGCCUGGCUACCCCUGAGCUACAGUACAAGGACAAGCUAGAUGCUAAGCAGUUCCCCCCAACAGUCUCUCUGCCCCUCAAAACUUCAAGGCCACUCUCCCCAUAGGCAUCAGAGUACUAAGUCCUAGGCUGAAGAGCAGCUAAGCUUGAAGGGCACGUGUGAGGACUGUGGGACAGCCAGAUGCAUUUUGCUGCCCUCAGAAAGCAUGUCUAGAUGCUUUCCAGAGG